This is a messenger RNA of Halichondria panicea, 5172 nucleotides long. RefSeq lists its product as uncharacterized. Lineage: Eukaryota; Metazoa; Porifera; Demospongiae; Suberitida; Halichondriidae. The record is from RefSeq and is a predicted model, not a curated record. The transcript is spliced from 2 exons. Bases 106 to 5013 code for a protein of 1635 amino acids.
AGAGCAUGGGAUAUGACAAUUACUAUAAAACACAACAUUUAAAGCGCUCAUUGAAUAGCAAAAGUAGUUAAACAGAAAAAGAGUGCACCAUCGAUUAAACAAGAGAUGCUGUCUAGAAAUAUUCUCAACUGGUUAGUGCUAUUCCUGACCAUAGUUACUGUUAUCAGGAGUGAGCACUAUCAAAUUGUGUUGGUGGAUUCAACUGACUUGUGCAAUGGAUACCGAAAUGUAACUUGUUUCACUCUCGAGCAGCUUGUUCAAACAGACCUGUUAUCUGGUGGAGUCAAUCUCACCUUAAGCUUUCUACCUGGAGAUCAUGUGUUAACUGAGCAGUUAUUGAUUCGUAACUUUAGACAUGUGCAUAUUACCAGUCAGAGCAAAAGUACAGCUGUAAUUAGAUUCUAUAGCAAUGGUGUGAUACGUUUUUUUAGUACCACUGAAUUGAGUAUUGAACGCUUGGGUUUCAUUAAUGGAGCGAAUGUUGGACCACGAAACUCACAUCGAGAUUUGACCAUUGACAGUGCCCACAAUGUCUAUAUCAACGACUGCUACUUUAUGAACUUUUUUGUACUACUCAAUCAAGUGGAAACCCACCUAGUUAAGAUUGCUAAUACUCAAAUUGUAACAAUUAAAAGCACUCUCUUUAUGAACAACACUGGCCGGGCAAUGCAUGUUGAGGCUAUUGAUGUGUACAUAACAAAUAGCGACUUCACAAGAAAUGAUGGAGGUGCAGUUUACAUUGAAUCAAACAACUCUCUGAUCAACAACACAGAGUUCAACUAUAACAGUGCUUGGAGCGGAGGAGCAGUAGAAUUGGUAUCUGGUACAGUAGUGAUCACUUCGUGUAACUUUACAAAUAAUGAAGCUUCUCUGUAUGGUGGAGCGAUUAGUAUUUACUCAAGCAGUGUGUCCAUCUCCAACAGCAUACUGACAAAUAACAGUGCUAACAAUGAUGGUGGAGCGAUUGCUUUUUCCUCAGGCAGGAGUGUGUCUAUUUCCAACAGCACACUGACACGCAACAUUAACAGUACUGAUGAGAUUGUUGGAGCGAUUAAUGUUGACUCAGGCAGAGUGUUUAUCUCUGGCAGCACACUGACAAACAACAGUGCUGACAAAAGGGGUGGAGCAAUUUAUGCUCACUCAGGCAGUGUCUCCAUCUCCAACAGUGAGCUGACAAGCAACAGAGCUAACAUUGGUGGUGGAGCGAUUAGUGUUGACUCAAGCAGUAUGUCCAUCUCCAACAGCACACUGACAAACAACAGAGCUGACUAUGGUGGAGCGUUUUACGUUACUUCAAGCAGUCUGUCUAUCUCCGACAACACACUGACAAACAACAGUGCUGUCUAUAUUGGUGGAGCGAUUAGUGUUGGUUCAGGUAGCGUGUCCAUCUCCAACAGCAAACUUAUAAACAAUAGUGCUAACACCGGUGGAAUGCUUAGUGUUUACUCAAGCAGUGCGUCUAUCUCCGACAGCACACUGGCAAACAACAGAGCUGCUGAAUAUGGUGGAGCGAUUAGUGUUUACUCAAGCAGUGUGUUCAUUUCCGACAGCAAACUGACAAACAACAGAGCUGACUAUGGUGGAGGAGCGAUCAGUGUUGGUUUCAGCUGCAGUGUGUCUAUCUCCGAAAGCACACUGACAAGCAACAGAGCUGACUAUGGUGGAGCGAUUACUGUUUUCUCAAGCAGUGUGUUCAUCUCCGACAGCAAACUUAUAAACAAUAGUGCUAACACCGGUGGAAUGCUUAGUGUUUACUCAAGCAGUGUAUCCAUCUCCGAAAGCACACUGACAAGCAACAGAGCUGACUAUGGUGGAGCGAUUAGUGUUGACUCAAGCAAUAUGUCCAUCUCCAACAGCACAUUGACAAACAACAGAGCUGACUAUGGUGGAGUGUUGUACGUUACUUCAAGCAGUCUGACUAGCAGUCUGACUAUCUCCGACAACACACUGACAAACAACAGUGCUGUCUAUAUUGGUGGAGCGAUUAGUAUUGGUUCAGGUAGCGUGUCCAUCUCCAACAGCAAACUAACAAACAACAGUGCUGGCUAUGAUGGUGGGGCGAUUAGUGUUUACUCAGGCACUGUAUGCAUAUUCAUCUCCAACAGCACACUGACUAACAACAGAGCUGACAGGAGUGGUGGAGCGAUUUAUGGUAACCUAGGCAGUACUGUGUCUAUCUCCGACAGUACACUGAAAAACAACACGGCUACCUCUGGAGGAGGAAUAUUUCUAAGAGAGAGUACACUUUUUGUAAACAAGACAAUAAAGAUCUAUCACAACACAGCACAGAAUGGUGGAGGCAUUUAUACUUAUUUUAGCAAAGUUGAAUUUCAAUCUGUGUUACCAAUUUUCAGGGGCACAAAUAAACACAGUGAGAUUGUUGACAACAUUGCCGAGAAUGGCGGAGGUAUUUAUGCAGUAGCUACAACCAUUGAACUAACUCAGGCACAUGUUAACAUUGACUCAAACACAGCAAGUGCUAAAGGAGGUGGAGUGUUUCUACAGCAAAGUUCGAGACUGUACUUAUUUAAAAAACACUAUGAAGAUGUGGUAGAAAAGCCUCAAGAUAUUACAUUAGUCACGUUAACGAUUAAAAACAACUCAGCUCAGCACGGAGGGGGAAUAUUUGUGGCAGAUGACACACAAAGGAGUGUGUGUGGAGGUGGGGUCAUAGAAACUGAUGCUACUCAAACAAUUUUUAAGGAUUGCUUUAUUCAAACAAUCAAUUCGUAUGGAUACACGUUGAACAUAGAAAUAAACCACUUCAACACAUUCAUGACUAACAACACAGCUACCCAGUCAGGAGGAGACAUCUAUGGAGGUCUGUUGGAUAGGUGUACAGCAAUUCAAAAUGCUGAAUAUAACAGUUCUUCAAACGGAUUUGAUUACACAAAUAGUACCGUAAAAUCCUCCACCGAAUUAGCAAUCUCAUCUAGGCCUGUUCGAGUAAUGUUUUGUAACAAUUCGCAACAUUUAACAUAUACAAGAAAGGGACACACAUUUAGAAUCAGUUUUAUGGCUAUUGACCAAGUUGGAAAUCCAGUGAACGCCACAAUUUAUAGUUCUGUUGUCACUGAGAGUGGAGUUGGUCGUCUCAAAGAAGGACAGGCAAAACAAAAAGUUGGCAAUCAGUGUACAGAAUUAGAGUACAGUGUAUUCUCACAAGACAGCUCUGCUCAAGUGGAACUCUAUGCCGAGGGUCCAUGCAUCAAUUUGGGAAUUUCAAGACAAAUUAUCAAUAUUUCUUUUCUACCCUGCACAUGCCCUAUUGGACUCAAACCAAUUCAGUCUGAUACUGAGUGCAAGUGUGACUGUGAUCCAGACUUGGAACAAUAUCAGAUAAUAAACUGUUCUGAGGAAAAUGGAAUUUUAAAGCUGGAAAGUAAUAACAACAUAUGGAUAGAAUUCAUAACUACCAAUGGAACGGGGUAUGUUGUUAGUAACUGCACAUUUGACUAUUGUGUAGAAAAACCAGUCAACAUCAGCCUAAGUAGCCCUGACAAACAAUGUGCCUACAAUCGAAGUGGUGUCUUGUGUGGAGAAUGUGAAUCAGGACUCAGUAUUGUGUUGGCUACGUCAAAUUGUAAAGAAUGCUCUAAUCUUUACCUUCUUCUACUAAUACCAUUUGCGCUCGUUGGGAUAUUGCUAGUUGCUUUAAUUCUCGUGCUCAACAUCACUAUAGCAACUGGAAGUAUUCAUGGCCUCAUAUUUUACGCCAACAUAGUAGCUGCUAAUAGAGCCAUUUUCUUUCCUAAACUAAACAACUUUGUAACAGUUUUCAUAUCAUGGGUGAAUCUUGACCUGGGAAUCGAGACAUGCUUUUACGAUGGAAUGAACUCUCAAGCAAAAGUGCUUCUUCAACUCGUCUUUCCUGCUUACUUGUUUCUUCUAGUAUUCUUAAUAAUCAUUUUAAGUAAGUACUCUGACUUAUUUGCAAAGCUUCUCUCCAACAGGAACCCAGUUGCUGCCCUAGGCACACUCGUUUUACUCUCUUAUUCUAAAUUCUUACGGUUUAUCGUUGCUGCACUACAAAAUAGGGUCUUGAAAUAUCCUGAUGGCUCAACCAAGACUGUUUGGUUGUUUGAUGGUAAUGUACCAUACUUCACUCCCAAUCACAUCCCUCGGUUUGUUGCUGCAGCCAUUAUCCUCAUUGCCGGUGGAUUGUUCACUGUAUUACUCUUUUUUGGACAAUGGUUUCCUCGCUGUUCCAAGGUUAUGAUAUGGACCAAGAACACAUAUUACAAUGGUUUCAUGGAUGUAUACCAUGCUCCAUUCACUCCCAAGCAUCGCUACUGGGUGGGGCUGCUCCUUUUUGCUCUGAUUGCACAUAAUCUAGUAGUUGCCAUGGCUCCAAACACUUCUCUCCCUGUUCUAUCAUCUGGGUGUAUUGCAUUCGGACUGAUAUCAUUGACCAAUCGAGUGCACAAAAAGCAACUUAACGAAUAUCUAGAAACAUUCUUUUUGUUUAAUCUCGGUAUUCUAUCUAUUGGCACUUCAUAUGUUGUUGAAACACACCAACAGCAAGAAACACUGACCAUUCUUUCAAUGUCCAUAGCUUUCAUUCUCUUUGUGACAAUAAUCAGCUACCAUUUCCACCAAUUCAUACUAAAGAAGACCAAGACAUGGCUUAAGAUAAAGCAAGUCGCAAAAAACUUGACAACUGGUGUUGCAUACAAAAAGAACCGAGAACCUAACAAUGCCAUGGAAAUACAUCUGUUGGCAGCAAAUGAAAUUGAUGACGAUGACAAUGAAGGACUUUUAGCUGAGCAAAUAGGCAUUGUGGACCCACAACCUUACACUGAUGGAGCCAUGGAAGAAGCUGACCCUGAUCGUUACAUGACCCCUCCCAUCAUCAGACCAGCCACGAGGCCAGACCAGCUGAGAGAGCCUGCCCUGGACGUACUAGCCCCCCUCACCACAGAGGACUACAGACCAGCCCCUCCCCCUCCAAAAUUCAACCGUCGUCCUGCUGUUACACACACAGAAAUAGGCCUCAUAAGUAAUGAAGUGUGAACUGUCUUAUUAUACAUACAUGUACACAUAAAAUAAUGUAAUUAUAAUUCCAACAGUUACUGCCCUUGGCAAUUGUUUAAUGUUACUAUAGUCAAAAUGGUUGUGCUAUUUUAAUUUGUAUGUGUUGUAUCUGUUAAUUGUCUUCACUUUAACACAGAU